This is a messenger RNA of Branchiostoma floridae (Florida lancelet), 693 nucleotides long. Its product is annotated as Golgi integral membrane protein 4-like. Gene Ontology annotation, cellular component: Golgi membrane; Golgi apparatus. The record is from RefSeq and is a predicted model, not a curated record. Bases 361 to 693 code for a protein of 110 amino acids. The transcript is spliced from 4 exons. NCBI's taxonomy places the organism in Eukaryota, Metazoa, Chordata, Leptocardii, Amphioxiformes, Branchiostomatidae.
CAGCUCCCGGCAUGCAGCGCGCUGACACGUCGCCAUGUUGACAUGCAGGUAGAGCGAGACUUGUGGAAAGAAGUUUUCACUUCCCUUUAAAUUCUCUCAACUAGCGCUGGACAAAGACUCGAUCACUUCUCUAUUGCUUCUUCAGUAUCUGAUACGUCUUUGCAAGCGAUAUUGUAAGUAUCCCACCCGGUUUUAGCUCUGGAUAUAUUUAUUUUGGCAUGUAAACAGACGCUGAGUUUUGACGGAAGGAAGGUUUUGCGGCUGCACCUGUGAACGCCCCCCUCCCCCCUACAUCAGCUGACAGCUACCUGUACAAACCUGGUAGUUAGUCAACCUUUGCCUAACCACAGAGACGUUUGGAUGAGAGAGGACGUCAGCAUGAUUUGCGCCCGUCGUGGCCAGGGGAAAUGGCAGACACUGGUGUUCGUGUUGGUGCUAGUCGGGUUUGGGUACGGUGUUUACGAGUACAACCAGCUACAGAUCAGACAUCAACACGCCGAGCAUAGGUCCCAGAAAUACCAGUCACAACAGGAGUCACUCUCCGCACAGCUACAAGUUGUCUAUGAACAUCGGUCAAGACUGGAAAAAUCUCUACAGAAGGAAAGGAACGAGCACAAGAAAACAAAAGAAGAAUAUGAACAGAAGCAGAUUAAUCAGAACAGCAAGAAGCAGAAAACAGAUAUGAUUCUCUGA